Sus scrofa (pig) is the source of this 4069-nucleotide messenger RNA. RefSeq names its product ATP binding cassette subfamily D member 2 (gene ABCD2). Gene Ontology annotation, biological process: peroxisome organization; fatty acid beta-oxidation; long-chain fatty acid import into peroxisome. NCBI's taxonomy places the organism in Eukaryota, Metazoa, Chordata, Mammalia, Artiodactyla, Suidae. Gene Ontology annotation, cellular component: peroxisomal membrane. Gene Ontology annotation, molecular function: long-chain fatty acid transmembrane transporter activity; ATP hydrolysis activity; ATP binding. The record is from RefSeq and is a predicted model, not a curated record.
ACCAGCAGCUGCCCUGAUUCGACCUCUCCAAAAAUAGACAUUUAACUCUCUGAACUGUUUAAGGAUGUAAUUCGUUUGGCUCUCUUCAUUUUCAAGGUUCGAAGGAAAGCCGCAAGGAUUCCAAGGGUCCCAUCGCCCUCGUAGCCAAUGAGGGGCCCAGGAGGGAGGAGCUUGGGGCUGCUUGGUACAGCUUGAGCUUCAGAGGGAAUCAUUCCCAGUAGGUGCAGUGGAGUCUGAGCUCUGCUGUAUCUGUCACGACAGAACAAAAUUUUUAAAAAGAAAACAAACGAAAAAAAACACAGAAGAAGAGAAACGCUUCAGACUAUGGAACGCUGUAGAAGUUUCUGAAACAUUUGCUGGGGAUUCUCGUGGAGCAUGAUCUUUUAAAAACAAUUCUUUUUGAAGCCGGUUUGGCUAACUGGGAAAAUGAUACAUAUGCUAAAUGCAGCAGCUGAUCGAGUGAAAUGGACCAGAUCGAGUGCUGCUAAAAGGGCUGCCUGCCUGGUGGCUGCAGCAUAUGCUCUGAAAACGUUCUAUCCCAUCAUUGGCAAGCGUUUAAAGCAGUCUGGCCACAGGAAGAAAAAAGAAGCUUACCCGGCAGCAGAGAACAGAGAAAUACUGCAUUGCACCGAGGCCACUUGUAAAAAACCUUCGCCUGGAGUGAAUGCAGAUUUUUUCAAACAGCUGCUAGAACUUCGAAAAAUUCUCUUUCCAAAACUUGUGACCACUGAAACGGGAUGGCUCUGUCUCCACUCCGUAGCUCUAAUCUCAAGAACCUUUCUGUCUAUCUAUGUAGCUGGUUUGGAUGGAAAAAUCGUGAAAAGUAUUGUGGAAAAGAAGCCUCGGACUUUCAUCAUCAAAUUAAUCAAGUGGCUUAUGAUUGCCAUCCCUGCCACUUUUGUCAACAGUGCAAUAAGGUACCUGGAGGGCAAGUUAGCCUUGGCCUUCAGAACUCGCCUAGUAGACCAUGCCUAUGAAACCUAUUUUACAAAUCAGACUUAUUAUAAAGUGAUCAAUAUGGAUGGGAGGCUGGCAAACCCUGACCAGUCUCUUACUGAGGAUAUUAUGAUGUUCUCUCAAUCUGUGGCUCACUUGUAUUCCAAUCUGACCAAACCUAUUUUAGAUGUAAUCCUGACCUCUUAUACGCUCAUCCAGACUGCUACAUCCAGAGGAGCAAGCCCAACUGGACCCACACUAUUAGCAGGGCUUGUGGUAUAUGCCACUGCUAAAGUGUUGAAAGCCUGCUCUCCCAAAUUUGGUAAAUUGGUGGCUGAAGAAGCUCAUAGAAAAGGCUAUUUGCGGUACGUGCACUCCAGAAUUAUAGCCAAUGUUGAAGAAAUUGCCUUUUACAGAGGACAUAAGGUAGAAAUGAAGCAACUCCAGAAAAGUUACAAAGCUUUAGCAGAUCAGAUGAACCUCAUUUUAUCCAAACGUUUGUGGUACAUCAUGAUAGAGCAGUUCUUGAUGAAGUAUGUUUGGAGCUGCAGUGGACUAAUUAUGGUGGCUGUACCUAUUAUUACUGCAACUGGCUUUGCAGAUGGUGAUCUAGAGGAUGGUCAAAAACAAGCUAUGGUUAGUGAACGGACAGAAGCCUUUACCACUGCUCGAAAUUUAUUGGCCUCUGGAGCUGAUGCUAUUGAAAGGAUUAUGUCUUCAUACAAAGAGAUCACUGAAUUAGCAGGCUAUACUGCUAGAGUAUACAAUAUGUUUUGGGUCUUUGAUGAAGUAAAAAGAGGCAUUUAUAAGAGAUCUGCUGUCAUGCAAGAGUCUGAAAACCAUAGCAACAGUGGAGCUAAUAGGGACUUACCCCUCAAUGAGACAUUGGAAAUCAAAGGGAAAGUUAUUGAUGUGGAUCAUGGAAUUAUUUGUGAAAAUGUUCCCAUAAUUACACCAACUGGAGAAGUGGUGGCUUCCAGGCUAAACUUCAAAGUAGAAGAAGGAAUGCAUCUUUUGAUAACUGGUCCCAAUGGUUGUGGGAAGAGUUCUCUCUUCAGAAUUUUAAGUGGUCUCUGGCCUGUGUAUGAAGGAGUCCUGUAUAAACCACCUCCACAACACAUGUUCUAUAUUCCACAAAGGCCAUACAUGUCUCUCGGAAGUCUUCGGGAUCAAGUCAUUUACCCUGAUUCAGUGGAUGACAUGCAUGAUAAGGGCUACACAGACCAUGAUCUAGACUGUAUCCUACACCAUGUGCAUCUCUAUCAUAUAGUUCAAAGAGAAGGAGGAUGGGAUGCAGUUAUGGACUGGAAAGAUGUCCUGUCAGGGGGAGAAAAGCAAAGAAUGGGCAUGGCUCGUAUGUUUUAUCACAGACCAAAAUAUGCAUUGCUAGAUGAAUGCACCAGUGCUGUCAGCAUUGAUGUCGAAGGGAAGAUAUUUCAGGCUGCAAAAGGAGCUGGAAUUUCCUUACUUUCUAUAACACACAGGCCUUCUCUUUGGAAAUACCACACUCAUUUGUUACAGUUUGAUGGUGAAGGAGGUUGGCGCUUUGAACAAUUGGAUACUGCUAUUCGUUUAACACUGAGUGAAGAAAAACAAAAGCUAGAAUCUCAGCUAGCUGGAAUUCCCAAAAUGCAGCAGAGACUCAAUGAACUAUGUAAAAUUUUGGGAGAAGACUCAGUGCUAAAAACAAUAAAAAAUGAAGAUGAGACAUCCUAAUUUGUUUUGACAUGUUUCAAAUGUUUAUUUUUAGUUAAAGGCUCAGAGACACUGUUAUAGUGCAUGCAUUGUGUUAAGCUAAGCACAGAGGAAAAAAGGGAGAAAGAAAUGUUUUGUAAGGUUUUAGCAUCAAGUAAAUAUAUGAUCUGACUUUUCAGAAGAAAACAAACAAAUGCAUUAUGUAAAAUUAGUCAUUAUGGCUUACACUAAUUCCUAGUGAAAGCCUAAUUGCCAUGUAAAACAGGAUUUUCUAGGUGAAUUCAUGGUGAAUACUAGAUUUGCUAUGUGAAUACGAUGUGCCCGAAAUUCUUCACAAAUAUGGGCGAUAGCUUAAGAAUGGAAGAGCUUAAGAGCAGCAUCUGGGUAAAAACUAAGUACAUAAAAUUAGAAGUUUGAGUAACAUUUCAGUCCAUUUAUGGUUAUUAGCUUCAACAGCUAGAAUUCCUGUUCCUUAUUGCUAGAGGUCAACUAAAUCUGUAUACAGAGUAGCUAACAGUUGGAUAAAUAAUUUCAAUAUGAAAAAAAUUCUUUUAGUGGCAGUGAUUGAAAGAAAGAAGCAUGGCUAUACAUGUAGAAAAUGCCAUAUUUUUAAUUUUAGCUUUUGAGCAUCUCAAUGUGGGCACAUAACAAAUUGUUUUAAUGAGAAUCUUACAUAUUUGUUAAUCAACUCUUCAUUUUAAAAAGAGAAUUGCCAAUACAAAGAAAAAAAGAAUAUCCAAAAAAUGAUUGUCUCAGCCUGUUAUUUUACUUGUCCCUAGAAAUACAUAGCUUGUUUUUGUACUCAGAGGAGUCCACUGUAUUUUUAAAACAGCAGUGCUAUAAUAGAAUAGGGGGGAUUUUCAAAAUCACAGUAGUGAUAUAUACACUGAAUAGUACUUUAUAAUUUAUAAUCCUCAUUUACAUCAUUUCAUUUUUAAUUCUUGUGGCAAUCUUUUGAGGCAGAUAUUAUUUUUCCUAGUUUGCUUUUGAGAAAGUUGACACUAAGAUCAUGCAACUUAUUUAGGAGUAGAUCCAGGAACCAAAUAAAAUUCCCCUGUUUCAGGAAGUUCCCAAUGUGGCUCAGCGAAAAGGAAUCUGACUGGUGUCCAAGAGGAUGUGGGUUCAAUCCCUGGCCUCGCUCAGUGGGUUAAGGAUCCAGCAUUGCCGUGAGCUGUGGUGUAGGUUGCAGAUGCGACUUGGAUCCUGCGUUGCUGUGGCUGUGAUGUAGGCCAGUGGCUACAGCUCCGAUUUGACCCCGAGCCUGGGAACCUCCAUUUGCCACAGGUGCAGCCGUUAAAAAAAAAGAAAGGAAGCCAGGACUGCCAUUUUAAUCUCCUACUAACUAUGCCACCAUGUUGAUAGGCAAAGAAAAAUGGAAAUGCUCAGUUAUUAGCAGUUUAGGAUUUUUUUUUUUUUUGCAUAUUUAGACAUAAUCAUG